UACAAACACAGCCCCCACAAUGUCGGAGGGCACAUUUCUGGUGUCCCUAACCGGCCAAAUCGAGUCACUCGACAUUUUAGCCCCCGCGGGAUCUUCCUGGCACUGCAAAUACGAGUUUGUCACAGGUCCGGACUGGAAAAUAAUCGGGGGGCUCGAAGCCGGCCUCUCCCAAACCGCCAACGUUGUUGUAAACGGCGCCAGAGUGGUUUUCAACCUCCCGAUUGAAAUCACUUUCAAAUCGACAAAUAUCUACGGAUGGCCCCAAAUUGUGAUCAGUGUGUACCGCGGGGUCCAGUUGGAGGGCUACGGACGGGCGCACAUGCCGCUGCGACCGGGGGCCCAUCGCGUGGACGUCGCUUUGUCCAAGCCCCAAGCCAGCUCGCUUUUGGGGCACAUGGGGGCGCUUUUCGGGUACCAACCCGAGUUGUUGCAACCGAAAAUGCUCGCAACCACCGCCGGAAAUCACUUGAUUCAAAUGUUGAGUCAUGGAGAGGUGAGGGUUUCGGUGAAUGUCGUAAUGCAAGGCGUGAGGAGUCUCGGAUACGACUUCGGGAGAGGCAAAGACUAAUUUUUAUAUUUUCAAAUUAGACAAGCGACGUUUUCGUGGCGAAUAACCUCAAUAAAUUAUUAUUAUGAACAAAUUCACAUUUGAAGACACUGACAUGGACGUAUUAGAACUGACCCACAUCGCAACUUAAACCUACGUGAUUAUCACAAGCCAUACAGUACUUCCACACUAAUGUGAACAAUACUAUCGUAAUUCUAUAUUUACAUUUUGAAUCAAUCUUGAUGAACUGUCCCAACAAGAAAAAGAAUUAGGCCCUGUGUUAGUCAACCUACCAAAUAGACUAGAAUAAAAGUAAACACCACGAAAAUAUGCAUAACAUUCGAAAAAGACAUCAUUUAUCAUUAUCACAAUUCGUAAAUAUACAAUUAAAGAGCAUUUCCGUGCUGUAUCCACGUUUUUUCGAUGUGGUCAAACCGGUGGGCCAGCCAUUGUUGCUCCAACAGUUGGUACCUUUCCUUACUCAAAUACAACGGUUUCCCGCGCCUGAAACCCAAAACUGUAACCUCAAACACAAAAAACCACAACUCACUUCAAAUCUCUAUCCUCCUCCUCAAAAUCAUCCAAAUACAACGAGCCCCAAAGACACGCCUUGUGCCUCCUUAUGACAAUAAUAUAAGUCGAUGUAACCACCAGAAACACCCCAGUGCCGGCCCCACACUCCGACGCAUGCGCAGUCGCCUCGCAAAUAUUCUGUUGUUUGCAACACAACUGUUUCAAACAAACAAUAGUGCCACACAUUAAACAAAUACCGGUUUCUUGCGGGACAGACUGACAUUGACUACACGGUCUCUUAUGGUAAUACUACAAAAAAAAAAAAUAAUUAGGAAAAACAAAUAUGCAACUCGUGCGACUCACAGUAAAAAUUUUCUCAUAUUCGCG
Molecule: messenger RNA, 1447 nt
Organism: Tribolium madens (black flour beetle)
Lineage: Eukaryota; Metazoa; Arthropoda; Insecta; Coleoptera; Tenebrionidae
Product: B9 domain-containing protein 1-like
Exons: 4
Coding region: 20-568 (182 amino acids)
Biological process (GO): cilium assembly
Cellular component (GO): MKS complex
Source: RefSeq, a predicted model, not a curated record